This is a messenger RNA of Rhodamnia argentea, 657 nucleotides long. Its product is annotated as histone H2AX. Gene Ontology annotation, cellular component: nucleosome. The record is from RefSeq and is a predicted model, not a curated record. The transcript is spliced from 2 exons. Lineage: Eukaryota; Viridiplantae; Streptophyta; Magnoliopsida; Myrtales; Myrtaceae. Bases 125 to 544 code for a protein of 139 amino acids. Gene Ontology annotation, molecular function: DNA binding; structural constituent of chromatin; protein heterodimerization activity.
UCUCCACUGAAGCGACGCGCACGCUUUUCUUCUCUGUUCGGCUCUCUUAUUCCCCAGUCGGCGCCGAAUUCCGCGAGAGGGCUAGGGUUUCUGAUCUUUCGUUCUUUUGCGCGCGGACGCGAGCAUGAGUUCGAAGGAAGGAGGCAAGGGGGGAAGGGGCAAGCCCAAGGCCACCAAGUCCGUCUCGAGGUCGCACAAGGCCGGCCUCCAGUUCCCCGUCGGCAGGAUCGCGCGGUUCCUCAAGGCCGGCAAGUACGCCGAGCGCGUCGGCGCCGGCGCUCCGGUUUACCUCUCCGCCGUUCUCGAGUACCUCGCCGCCGAGGUGCUGGAGCUAGCCGGGAAUGCGGCGAGGGACAACAAGAAGAACCGGAUCGUGCCGCGGCACAUCCAGCUGGCGGUGAGGAACGACGAGGAGCUGAGCAAGCUGUUGGGCUCGGUGACCAUCGCCAACGGCGGCGUGCUGCCCAACAUCCACCAGACGCUGCUGCCGAAGAAGACCGGGAAGGGCAAGGGCGAUAUCGGGUCCGCUUCUCAGGAAUUCUAGGGCUCCCGCCAUGUCCUCGCUCUCUUUCCUUUUUUUUUUUUUUUUUUUUUUUUUUUUGGGUUCUUCAAUCUUGGUGUAGGACUUGGGGCUUGAUCUUUGUAACAUACGCUUGC